AUGGAGCACUUAAUCCGGUCAGCAAUACAGGCUACCAAUCUGCGCACCAUUGGACGGCUCGCGCUCAAUGGAACUAGCACGUUCUGCGCUUGCGCGCUGAUCUGGGAGCACCUGAUAACUGUCCAGCUCAGCGAGGGACCGUCGAUGUACCCUACCUUCGACGUACGAGGUGACUGGCUUCUGAUAUCGCGUGUCCACCGCAACGGAAAAGGAAUCGAGGUCGGAGAUGUCGUGCGCUACGGCCACCCGAACUUUCAAGGCGUGCAUGUGGCCAAGCGGGUAGUGGGGAUGCCUGGGGAUUUUGUCUGUCAAGAUAAACCGCUUAGUACGAGUAUUGGCAAGGAGGGAAAUAUGAUUCAGAUCCCCGAAGGUCAUGUCUUUCUGGCCGGCGACAAUCUUCCCUGGUCAAGGGAUUCGAGAAAUUACGGUCCAGUACCCAUGGGUCUCAUUAAUGGAAAGAUAAUUGCCAGGGUAUGGCCUUUGUCGAAGAUGGAGUGGGUGACCAAUCCGUUGCAACCGGCGCAGCUGGAUUCCCGGAACAUUUGA
Molecule: messenger RNA, 546 nt
Organism: Penicillium hordei
Lineage: Eukaryota; Fungi; Ascomycota; Eurotiomycetes; Eurotiales; Aspergillaceae
Product: putative mitochondrial inner membrane protease subunit 1
Exons: 2
Coding region: 1-546 (181 amino acids)
Cellular component (GO): membrane; mitochondrial inner membrane peptidase complex
Molecular function (GO): serine-type endopeptidase activity
Source: RefSeq, a predicted model, not a curated record